GCCAACUGUUUCAUCCUUUCUCCGCAGCCUCACUCAUCCUCACCAGUCACACGACCAUUCGCAAUAAGCCAUGAGGCCGAAUCAGGCGGAUCAGGGAGCCAUGUGCUCCUUAUUCUGAUCGCUGACUGAUCCAACGGCAGCGUCACCCAGAACGCUUCGUCGCAAUUUGAGAGAAGUGCAUCGACAAACUGCUUUUCUUGGGGUUUUUUCUGGAAUCAAAUCACUGUGCGUACAAUCUAAGUCGACCCGCUAGAAACUUCCUGAAAGGACUGGGCAAUUUGUCGUUGUAGUCACAUGUUCUCUCAUGUAACCCGAAAUUCCGGCAUCCGCGGAAAUGUGGGCAGAUGGCGGUCCAACGCGCCAGCGAAGACGGGGCCGUUGGGAAGCCGCGGCUCGACGACGCGAUCCGAGCACAAAAGAGACUGCAGCCGGCAUCUCGUAGUUAUCUUAGCCGUUACCAAUCUCGCGUUGCUGUUCCUCCACCCACUAUUAACAUUUAGAUCGCCAGGUCCAGGAAUUAGUGACACGGAUGAUCAGGAUCCCUUCUCGAGAGCUGCUGCUGACGUGGCAUGGCGGUCUAGGCGGAAAAGAGGCGGCUUGUGGAGCGCGGCUAAGCAACGAUGGCGACGAGAAGACGGCAUUCAGGCAGAGAACGUCGCAAAGCUUCUAAACGAGGAUGCGGAGCGGUUCUCUCUGCCAAUCAAGCGGCGCCACGUCAGCACAGGCCACGGGCUGCAGGGCUUCGUGCUGUACAGCAGCUACCGGCUGAACCUGUCGUCCUUCGUGGUGCUCGGCCUCUCCCCCAUGGCGCUGCACUCGCUGCCACGUGCCAACUCGUGCAGAUGGGAGCCGACGCUGCCCGCAUCGCAUUCCACUCAUGGUACACGUGGCAAUCAUGAUACACGUGGCAAUCACGGUACCCGUGGUGUCUCUCGGCACCUGUUGCAGGUUAAGGGGAGUGGUAAAGGGGGAGGACAGGAGGCGGUUAAGGAGAAGAAGGAUGCGGAAAAGGAGGCUGAAAUGAGGGCGACGGAGCAGCAGAAAGCACAGGGAAAGAAAGGCCGCGAGGCAGGCGGGGGCAGUGGGCGGGGAAAUCGAGGAGAGAAGGAAGGAGGGAAGGUAGGCGGGGAGAGGAGGGAGGAGGAGAAGGCAGGCGGAAGAGCCAAAAGAGGGAGUGCCGGUGUGCCUGCGAAGGGUGGUGUGCCUGCAAAGGGUGGUAGGGCUUCUAUUGGCGUACCUGAGAAGGGUGGUAAGGCUUCUCUUGGCGUACCUGAGAAGGGUGGUAAGGCUUCUCUUGGCGUACCUGAGAAGGGUGGUAAGCUUUUGAAGGAAGCCACAGGCAAGGGAGGUGGGGGAGUGGAGGGUCGGGGAGAGGGAGGGAGUAAGACAAUGCAAGGGGGUAGCAACAAACAGCCUCAAAUGGCUCCGAAGACAGCAGCAGCAGCUAAAGCAAGUAGUGCAGCAGCAGCCAAAGCAAGUAAUGCAGCAGCAGCAGCAGCAAAAGGUACAGGUGGAGAACGAGUAGCAGGAGCAGCAGCAGGAGCAGCAGCAGGAGCAGCAGCAGGAGCAGCAGCCGGAGCAGCAGCCGGAGCAGCAGCCGGAGCAGCAGCCGGAGCAGGAGCAGCAGGAGCAGCAGCAGGAGCAGGAGCAGGAGCAGCAGCCGGAGCAGCAGCCGGAGCAGCAGCCGGAGCAGGAGCAGCAGGAGCAGCAGCAGGAGCAGCAGCCGGAGCAGCAGCAGGAGCAGGAGCAGCAGCCGGAGCAGGAGCAGCAGGAGCAGGAGCAACUGGGGCGGAAGGGGAAAGACGAGGAGGAGGAGGAACGUCAGGGGCCAAGCAUCCCCCAGGGUCAAUACAGGGCACAGUUGCUGUGCACUACCCCGGGGAGGGCUUUAAGAUGCGGUACGAGGCGGUGAUCUUCCAGUGCACACUAAAGGAGGCCACGGGGCCGAUAUCCGGCGGCCGGCUGGUGAUGGCGGUGGAUGGGCGGGAGGCGGUGGUGAUGGUGGAGGAGCCGGGGCACGACCUGCCGCAUGCCAUGCGCACGCACGACUUCCCCCACGCCCUCACACACUGCUCCUCGCCGCUAUACGAGCCGACGCACGCCGACCGCGUGCGGCAGUGGGUGGAUUUCCACGGCACUGUUCACCGCGUGGACCUCUUCCUGCUCUACGACGCUGGGGGGGUGGAUACUGCCUUGAGACACGCCCUGCACUCGCUGCUGGAGGGCGGCACAGUGCAGAUCGUGGAUCUCAGAGAGGCCGCCCGGUUUGAGAGCUACCACCAUGCACAGCUCCUGGCGAUGAAUGACUGCAUCUUCCGCACGCGCCACCUCUCCAAGUGGACGCUCUUCCUUGACUUCGACCAGUACAUGUCCAUCCCGCACCCCUUGACCACCAAACACUACCCCACCACCACCACCACCACCACCACCAGCGGCAGCAGUAUCCCCACAUAUGGCACCACGUCCUCUUCUUCCUCCACCACUCUCACAGCCACAGAUGCUGCUGCCGCAGAUACCACCCUCCCCAGAGGGCUCCUGGCAGACCCCAGCAGCAGCAAGGCGCUUUCGCUACUAGCAUUCCUUGAUGGGAAAGGGCAGGGGCAGGGGCAGGGGCAGGGGCAGGGGCAGGGGCAGGGCGAGGAGGGGUGGACGUGGGUGAGCUUCGGCUGCUUUGUCUUCUCUGUGGAUCGCUGCGCUCCCUUGCCCGAUAUCAGUGAAGGGGACGAGUGGGCGGUGGAGCGGAUGGUGUAUCGGGACCCGGAGCCCUACUGCCGGGAGAACAGCAGCUACAGCGACAAGACCGUGUGCCAAAAGGCCGAUGGGCUCCGCAAGUUUGCUAGCAACCCUCGCAAAACCCUCGUGAUUCAAAGCAACCGAGUACUAAAUGCGGAGCCUGGAGGGUACAUUGCACCGACAGGAAGUGUUCGCAUAAACUACUUCCGGGGGAUUGUUGAACAGGAGCGGAGCACUUGCGAGUUUUCCUUGCUGAAUGAUGCUAAUGGCCAUGCCAAUUUGACUCAAGAUUACUCCAUUUUGAAUCUAGCCAUUGCAGCUCGAUCAAAACUCGCUGCAAACAGCAUUGUUUUAACGUAAUAUGAUUAUUUGUUUUGUGCAGA
Messenger RNA from Closterium sp. NIES-67, 3116 nucleotides. The record is from the annotation of a GenBank genome assembly. Lineage: Eukaryota; Viridiplantae; Streptophyta; Zygnematophyceae; Desmidiales; Closteriaceae.